CACAGCAGUACAGACCUACUGUGAUCUGGAACAACAGGUUCAGAAAAGCCCAGACAGAUUUUGUGGUUCAAAGUCAGGUUUGAUUUGUGUUUCCAGGUAUUUCUCUCUCUACAACAAGAUGGAUUUGACCUCAACUGAAGACUGCAGGUCUCCUUUUGUCAGCGACCUGAGGAUCGUCCUGCUGGGGAAGACUGGAUCAGGAAAGAGUGCAACAGGGAACACCAUCCUGGGACGACAAGCUUUUACCUCAGAGAUUUCUCCGUCUUCUGUGACAGAGACAUGUGAAAAAGACACCGGACACUUUGAUGAAAGAACUGUGAGUGUGGUCGACACCCCUGGGGUCUUUGACACAUUGAUAAAGGAGAGUCAGUUGAAAACUGAGAUAGAGAAAUGUAUCAUGCUGUCUGACCCAGGACCCCACAUAUUCCUGCUAGUAAUCAGACUGGAUGUACGUUUCACUGAAGAGGAGAAGAACGCCGUCAAGUGGAUCAAGGACAACUUUGGUGAGGAAGUCUCCAAUUAUACACUGGUGCUGUUCACGAAGGGAGAUGAGCUCAAGGGGAAGUCCAUUGAGGACAGUUUAGACCGAAGUCCUGAACUCAAGCAGCUCAUCAGUGGCUGUAAAGCUGGGUACGUUGUGUUUGACAACACAUGCAUGGAAAACCGCACUCAGGUGGAGGAUCUGUUUGAAAAGAUAGAUAAGAUAGUGCAGUUUAAUGUUAACCAUUAUACCAAAAGCAUGUAUGAAGAGGCCCAGAGAAAGAAGAAUUUGAAGGAACGGUGGAGCAAGUGGGGAGGCUACAUGAACACUGCAGGUAAUCAGUUGAUGAUGCUAGCAAUAGUCACAGCUGCAGUUAACGCCCCUGUAGCUGGAGCUUCUGUAGCAGCAGCUGCAUCCAUAAGACCGUUGUUAAUGCUCACAGGUGCAGCCAUUUCUAAAGGCAUCGGGAAGUGGAUGAAACCUAAACCAGACAGUUGAGUUAUGUCAAGCAAUGACCCUUUAAGCAAUUUGUGAAGUCAUUCCGUAGAUUGAGCAAAAAUUCAUAUUUGUCUUUUUCUUGGUCAAAACUCAAAUGCAUUUCUCCAUUUCAUUUAUGUACAUUCAUACAUAUGUAUCACAGAUUGCCUGCUUUGAACGAUAAAUGAACCUUUUAUGACAAAUCCUUCAAAUGUUGAUGCUGUACACUCUUAUCCUGAACAUAAUUUUGUGUGGAGGACACUAUAGGGAAUGGGAAUGUGAUGUCACCGACAGCAAGUCGGACAUUUUUGGAGGAUAAAGGGUAGGAGUGCCAUUCACUGGCUGUUCACUGCAAGUGUCCAAAAAUAACACAAAACACGGCACAGUGAAAAAAAUUCAGAAGCCGAAUUGUAGUACAUAUAUGUAUAUAUGUAUAUAUGUAUACAGUAAGACACAAAGUUAGGCUAAUGUUAUGGAUUUCAUUUUAGAAGAUACUGGUAUAUAUGUAAGGGAUAAUGUACAGCAAGCCAGUCAUUGUUGUGAAAUAAACUCCAACAGGGCGAUGCCGCACGCGAAGUGGAGGGGUCUCGCAUCGCCCUGAAGGGGUUUA
Messenger RNA from Sebastes umbrosus (honeycomb rockfish), 1568 nucleotides. Its product is annotated as GTPase IMAP family member 9-like. The record is from RefSeq and is a predicted model, not a curated record. The coding region runs from base 119 to 979 and encodes 286 amino acids. Gene Ontology annotation, molecular function: GTP binding. The transcript has 2 exons. NCBI's taxonomy places the organism in Eukaryota, Metazoa, Chordata, Actinopteri, Perciformes, Sebastidae.